AUGCACAAUAUCUCCUCCCGAGCCCGGCAUGGGUGGGAAGGCAUCAAGCCCUCCAUGGGCUUCGGCAUGAGCAGGACGGGGCCACAACAACCACAACAACAAUUACCCCCGGAUCUGUCGAUAGCUCAGCCGCCGCCUGUAGCCGGUAAGAGGGCCAUGAACGGCGCGUCUAUGAGCCCCAAUCCUGCUACUAUCGCUGCUGGACAUUUAGUCAACCUCUCGUUCAAUGUUCCCUUCAACUCCAAUCUACCCGGCCCGGACAAGGACGAUAUCUUGUACAGCAGUACCGGUGCUUUCCAGAAAUGGAUCCAUCCGGAUGGCGCCGCGGCGGACGAGACGCCAAAUCAUGCGUUACCAAUCCAUACUCGGAAUGUGGAGAACCUGAGAUCUCUGUGCAAGCAGAUGAGUGAGGGCAGUGGAGAGAGGUUACAUGCUACGGUCACGAGCUCCAAGCCGAAGCCCGUUCCGGGUAUGCAGAGGGGGCCCUUGACGGCAUUGGUGACAAACGUGUGCAUCAGUGGGGAGGCGGAGGUUGUUCACAAGAUGCGGGCGAAGGUCUUGAACGAGACGCCCAUUACUUUGCGUCGGGAAACCAUCGAUAUUGAUCGCGAGAUAGUCUUUCCGAAAGGCCAGGAUGGCGCCAGAGCAGAUAUUCUGAACCACAUGGACGACGUCGCGGACAAGACGAAAGCCGAUAUUUUCCUUCUCGAAUCGAAAUCCAGACGAAAGGACUCCGAGUCAGCAAGCUUCAACGGCGCAAUAGAGAAGAGCAUGGACAAGAGACUACAAAUACAUGUCUACAGCGAUAUGGAGAGCUGCGAGAACGCGAAGACGAGACUUUUGAUCAUGAUUGAUCAGAUUCUCCAGCGUCAGGUUGAUACCAUUCGGCUUGAAUUGUCGCUGCAUACGCUCAUUUCUGGCCGCCAUAGGAGGAAUGUGAAGCUCAUUGAAUCGGCUACUGGGACGGCCAUUUAUUUUCCGCCGAUGUUUCCCACCGUCUUUGGGUAUGUGCCGCCGGGCUCGAUUCCACUUCGCGGCCGAGAUGAGAUCAUUAUCACUGGUGAAAAUAUGGAUAUGAUUCUGCAGGCGAAGAAGAGGUUGCAUGAACUGGUCAUGCUCACCAAGACUUUUGUCAAGGAUGUGCAGAUCACGACCAGCAAGGUGGACUAUAUCCUGCUCGAGCGCCUGGACAAGAUCAGGAAGAUCAUCGAGGCCAAUGGGUCUUAUGUGUUGCUGCCGCCGCUCGGCAAUCACAGUGGUGUGCUGCGUGUUCAGGCAACAGAUAUCCUAAAUGUCGAGCGGACUGUGCGCGAGAUUAUGGGCUUGGCUGGGCAGUUCUACAGUGCUUCCUGGUGGGUCACACAUCCGGAUCCUUCGCAGCGACAGCCAACCCCCUCCGACAUUCGCGCCAUGUUGCCUGAUAUCUGCAUCAACUCUGGCGCCGAGAUCACUUUUGAGAAGCUCAAUUUCCACAUCAAUGGCAGUGACGAUGCGGUCAAAGCUGCCAUGUCGAUCAUAAACACUUUGCCGUUCGUGAAGAAGGCGCAGUCUACACUCCGCGUCAAGGUCGAGCUUGCCAAUGAGCACAAGGAAUUCGUGUCUGGUAAGAAGAACGGCAAGAUUAACAAGAUCAUGAGCCAGAGCAAUGUCCAGAUCGUCUUCGACGGCUUCAAUGAGUACAACUUUUACAUCGAUGUGCGCGGCGCACAAUACGAGGCGACAAAGAACGGUCUGGAUCUGGUCGAGCUGGAAAUGCCAGCAAGUAUCAGCUUUCACGUGCCGGAUCAGUACCAUAAGCGUAUUAUUGGUAUCGGCGGUCAGCAUAUCCAGCGCAUCAUGAAGAAGUACUCCGUCUUCGUCAAGUUCUCCAACGCUAUGGAUCGAGGCGGUAUCGGCAAGGACGACGACGAUAUCAAGGUCGAUAAUGUUAUCUGUCGAACGCCGGCCAGGAACGCGGAUAACCUGGAGUUGGUGAAGCAGGAGAUUAUGGAUAUGGUGGAGAAGGUCGAUGCGGAGUUUGUUUCUGAGCAUAUUCCUGUUGAUCGGUUGUACCAUCGAGAGUUGGUCGCACGCAUGUCGGAGAUCGAGGAGCUGGAAAAGAAGUGGAAUUGUAAGGUUACAUUUCCUGGGACGGAGCAGGCGAGUGAUAUGAUUACGGUUUCCGGGCCAGAGUAUCAGGUUCCGUUGGCUGUGGAUGAGUUCUUGGGCAUGGUGCCUGAGACGCACGAGAUUGAGUUUCCGGCUACGGAGGAGUUGUCGGUUUUGUUGAGGUCGGACGAAUUCAUGAAGGAGAGGGUGCAGAAGCUGAAGGAUCAGUAUGUGGUCGAGGCCGCUGUUCUGGAACCGAAACAGGAGCGCCAAGGCGAUAGAGAGGUCGUGAUCGAAAGGCUCACCCUCAGCUAUACGCGCAACAAUGCCGGCGGACUCAAGGACGCGAUCGACUUCUUGCUGCUACCAUUCUUGAGCAAAGGCCUGGCGGUCGACGAUGUCAAAGGCGCUAUCCCGCGUCCCAAGUCUGACUCUUUCGAGGACAACAUGCCCUACUUUGAAUCGAAGCUGCUGCAGCGCGCGGAGCCGCCUGUCUCGGAUUCGCCAACUCGAGCCAGCUUUGUCGCUGAAGAAGGUAGCUCCCGGUCCAUCUUCGAUAAGCUCCGCAAGCCCUCGAGCAUGGCAUCUUUCUCCUCCUUCAUCGACCGUCGCCGUAAGAACGGGAACAACUCGCCUGGCAGCCUCUUCAUGCACGCUUCGAACAAUGCCUCCAAGGCCUCCCUUGUGAGCAUGGAAAGCCGCGACUCUGGCUACCGCAAUCCAUGGAAUGACUCUGGCGUCGACCUCGAACAUGACGCCCCCAACGGCGGUCUGGCGACCGGCGGCAGCCAUCACAGCUUGCAUGGCAAUGGCUGGGGCAGCUUCAGCACAACUGCCAGCCGCCCAAACACGAGUAGCAACUCCCUGAGUGGAGUCUUCGGCGAUUCGGCUAACAAUAAAUUUCCCUUUGGCGUUAACGGAAAUGGUUCUUCGAGCUCUUUGAACACGCCUAUGAUACCCGGUCUUGGUAUGGUGCACAGUGGCAGUGCGAAUGGCAUGACGAACGGAUCUACACCCCUCUCAGUGGGCGCCACACCCGGCGAUGCGACGCCGAGAUAUGAUGCCAAGGCUCGCGAUGCAGAUAGUGGCAAGGGCGAGCUGGCGAACGGCGAUGUGCCGCCGACGUCCGCACUCACUGGUACGUCUAUGGCUACCACGACUGCCUCCCCCGCGCCCAUCGAGCCUGCCUCCGCUCCUCCACCUACUGCCGAGAUCCCUUCUGUUGCGAAAGCGAGUACAUCUUCAGGAUACCCGGCGCCCAUCGCGCCACCGCAAUGA
Recurvomyces mirabilis is the source of this 3366-nucleotide messenger RNA. RefSeq lists its product as uncharacterized. The coding region runs from base 1 to 3366 and encodes 1121 amino acids. The transcript is spliced from 2 exons. Gene Ontology annotation, cellular component: cytoplasm. NCBI's taxonomy places the organism in Eukaryota, Fungi, Ascomycota, Dothideomycetes, Mycosphaerellales, Teratosphaeriaceae. The record is from RefSeq and is a predicted model, not a curated record. Gene Ontology annotation, molecular function: RNA binding.